Molecule: messenger RNA, 1782 nt
Organism: Protobothrops mucrosquamatus (brown spotted pit viper)
Lineage: Eukaryota; Metazoa; Chordata; Lepidosauria; Squamata; Viperidae
Product: transcription elongation factor SPT5
Exons: 12
Biological process (GO): transcription elongation by RNA polymerase II; regulation of DNA-templated transcription elongation; regulation of transcription by RNA polymerase II
Cellular component (GO): DSIF complex
Molecular function (GO): protein binding; mRNA binding
Source: RefSeq, a predicted model, not a curated record
GUCCUGAGCAUGAACAACCAACUGGUGACUGUCCGGCACCAGGCGGUGAAUCGGAAGAAGGACAACCGCUUUGCAGUAUCCCUGGACUCAGAGCAGAACAAUAUCCACGUGAAGGACAUUGUGAAGGUCAUUGAAGGGUCUCAUUCGGGCCGCGAGGGGGAGAUCCGGCACAUCUUCCGGGGCUUUGCUUUCCUGCACUGCAAGAAGCUGGUGGAGAACGGAGGGAUGUUCGUCUGCAAGACGAAGCAUUUGAUUCUGGCCGGGGGGUCCAAGCCCCGGGAUGUCACCAACGUCACGGCUGGUGGCUUCGUGCCCAUGAGUCCUCGGAUGAGCAGCCCUAUGCAUCCCAGCUCUGGAGGGCCACGGGGCGGCUUUGGCGGGGGCGGCAUGAACCGAGGCCGGGGGCGCCGGGAUAACGAGCUCAUUGGACAGACGGUGCGGAUUUCCCGAGGGUCUUACAAAGGCUACAUCGGGAUGGUCAAGGAUGCCACGGAAUCCACUGCCAGGGUAGAGCUGCACUCCACGUGCCAGACCAUCUCGGUGGAUCGGGAGCAUCUCACCAUUGUAGAUUCCAAAAAGCCGUCUGGCAUGCCCUCUGGCUAUGGACGGACCCCCAUGUACGGCUCCCAGACGCCGAUGUACGCCUCGGGCUCCCGCACGCCCAUGUAUGGCACCCAGCACGAUGGAAACCGGACGCCGCACUACGGCUCCCAAACACCCUUACACGAUGGCAGCCGGACACCCGCCCAGAGCGGCGCCUGGGAUCCCAACACCCCUUCCAGGACAGAGGAAGAGUUUGACUACGGUUUUGACGAUGAGCCAACGCCUUCUCCCCAAGGCUAUGGGGCGACCCCCAACCCCCAGACCCCAGGCUAUCCAGACCCUUCCUCCCCGCCUGUUAAUCCUCCCUACAAUCCUCAGACGCCUGGCACCCCCGCCAUGUAUAUGAAAUAUAAUCCCCAGGCUAGCCCCAGCCCCAGCCCAGUGGGCUAUAGCCCUAUGACCCCAGGGGCUCCUUCCCCAGGAGGUUACAACCCUCACACCCCGGGCUCUGGGAUUGAGCAGAGCUCCAGCGAUUGGGUCACCACCGAUAUCGAGGUCAAAGUGCACGACACGUACCUGGACAGCCAUGUGGUGGGGAAGACCGGAGUCAUCCGUAGCGUGAAUGGCGGGAUGUGUUCAGUCUACGUUAAGAAAUGUGAAAAGGUAGUCAGCAUUUCAAGCGAACACCUGGAGCCUGUGACACCAGCCAAGAAUGAUAAGGUCAAAGUCCUCUUGGGAGAAGACCGCGAAGCGACGGGGAUGCUGCUGAGCAUUGAUGAGGGAGACGGCAUUGUCCGCAUGAACCCAGAAGAGCAGCUCAGAAUCCUCAACUUGCGUUUCCUCGGCAAACUCGUAGCAGCUUAGCAGGACGGAGAACAACAGUGGGCUGUGAUUAGGGUUUCCUUAUGUUUUCUGCUUCCCUAUUUUUUUCAUUUAGCCGGUUUCCUCCCGACUGCACCGCCAAGGUUUUGUACAGAUUUGCUCCUGAAAAAGGUUUAUUUUUUUUUAUGUGCGUGUGCGCGUUUCUUCCUGCUGGCCGUUUUUCCCAGCACUGCGGGUGGCUGCUUGAGCGAGGGACAAUCUUGCAAUUGUGUUAUGACGUGACUUCAGCGGAAGAGCUGCCACCAGUGGAACACCAGGCCCUGCCGUUCCCCUCCUCUUCCGUAGCACUUUAUGACCUCUUCAUCACCAAAAAACAUCCAACCUCUGUAGCUUGUUUAAUAAAAUCAUCUCCUAAAA